UGUGUGUGAGCGUGCGUGCGUGUGCGUGUGCAUGUGUGUGUGUGUGUGUGCGGGGGCCUGGAGAUCAGUUAAAAGAGCAACAGAUGUCUGGAAGCGUGUCACAGUGUUGCUCGCUGCUUGAUGGGAAACAAACGUGGAGACUCUGCAGAGGAAGAGGAAGAUCUGUUAAAGCUUAAGAAAAGGGCUUUAAACACUGGGGGAGGAUUUAAAUGGAACACCAUGACAGAUUUAUCUAAAACAAAACUAAACAUUUAUUUGAAUACGAUAAUAAAAACAUAGUUAUGAAGUCAAAGUUCCAGUUUCUGAAUUGUUUCUGAACUCAAAAACAUGCCAGUGACGACACAUAGCUUUUAGCUUUUGGCUUUAGCUAGUUCAUGAUAAAAAAUCAUCUUUAUCUCACUGUAAACCACUCACUCUCCCGUACCAAAGUCCACAGAGAAAAUCAGUGAUUUUAACAUCACACACACACACACACUGCUGCCUCCAUCACUAAGUUCAAAUGUCUGAUUUUGUGAUUUCGGCUUUUAAAAUCCUUCGUUCAGAUUGACUUCAGUGACACAAAGUGACCACACGAGGCAGCAGAGGACCAGCAGCUCCUGUGUCCCCGCAGCUAAAAUCACUGAUUUUCUCUCUGAAGUUUGGUGUGAGAGAGUGAGUGGUUUACAGACGUCAGUCUCACAUUGAGACAAAGACGUGGACAUGGACUUGAACUGACGUAGAUUUUGGAGAAGUGGAGUCUUGUGUUGACCUGCAGGUGGCAGUCGUGUUGUCAGUGACAGUGAGCCAUGCUGCAUCAGUGCUCUAAAACAUUCAUGCUGAGAUAUCACAGGUGAUUUUCUUUCUUGUGUCCGGUCACAGUGGUUGGACUUGUCUGCGCUGUGGUGCAGACAAAAUGUCAAGUGUUUUACUCAUAGGUGUCAUCAUCUAAAAAUACAAUAGAAAUCAGUUUCCUGCCUCCUGCAGCUGCAGCUACAGCUGGCGUCGCCUCCUCCUCGCGUGCCCUCGUUUGUUUUCAACGGCCACAUUCGUCAUCACCAGCACUUUUCCCUCCAAACAGCAUUAAUCAUGUGAUUCCAGCAGAGACGUGUGCACCCGAGGGAGUCACAGAGAAACCCUCCGUACUGUAGGAGUGUUCAUGUGUGUGUGUGUGUGUGUGUGUGUUUGACAUUGACACAUGACAGCGUCUGCUCUGUUUAAUCAAUGCUCCUAUUUCUAGGUUGAGUGAACAGGCCGAGGCUCGGCGUGCUCGGCGUCCGGGAACCAUUCAACAUUUCACUGAAGAACACGACGACAGUAGCGAAGAUGGCCGACAACGUGAGCUCCAGACUGGACACGCCCACCAACGUCUCCCUGAGUGCUGGCAACGACGUCUCCGAGUCAUCAGAGUACAAGAGUGUGUCGGUGUUUCUGGUGCUGCUGGUGUGCGGCGUGGGCAUCGUGGGGAACGUCAUGGUGGUGCUCGUGGUCCUCACCACGCGUCACAUGAGGACGCCCACCAACUGCUACCUCGUCAGCCUGGCCAUCGCCGACCUGACGGUGCUGGUGGCGGCGGGGCUGCCCAACGUGGCGGACAGUCUGAGCGGCACGUGGGUGUUCGGCCACGUCGGCUGCCUGGGCAUCACCUACCUUCAGUACCUGGGCAUCAACGUGUCGUCCUGCUCCAUCACCGCCUUCACGGUGGAGAGGUACAUCGCCAUCUGUCAUCCAAUGAAGGCUCAGACUGUGUGCACCGUGUCCAGGGCCAAACGCAUCAUCGCCGGGGUUUGGAUCUUCACCUGUGUCUACUGCAUGCUCUGGUUUUUCCUGGUGGACAUUCAGGUGGGAGAGGACGGACACGUGCAGUGCGGCUACAGAGUGAAGCGGGAGCUCUACCUGCCCAUCUACCUCACUGACUUUACCGUGUUUUACGUCACACCGCUGCUGCUCGCCAUCGUGCUGUACGGCCUGAUCGCACGAGUCCUCUACGUCAGUCCUCUGCCCAACCAUCCCGACACCAGCGCCACCACGCUGCGGAGAAGCUGCCGGGAAACCUGUGAAGUGGGUAAAGGGGGUCGUCCCAGCCGACCCAAGACGGCCAUUUCCUCCAGGAAACAGGUGACUAAGAUGUUAGCUGUGGUCGUGAUCCUCUUCGCUCUGCUGUGGAUGCCUUACCGCACCUUAGUCCUCAUCAACUCUUUCGUGUCCACGCCGUACCUGAACGCCUGGUUCCUCCUGUUCUGUCGGACGUGCAUCUACGCCAACAGCGCCAUCAACCCAGUGAUAUACAACGCCAUGUCUCAGAGGUUUCGCUCUGCAUUUCGCGGGCUUUACCGUUGCCAGCGGCCGGAGGGACUUCAGAGGACACUGUCAACAAUCCAGACGGGUUUCGGCAAAGUCCGAGAACCCCAAACCUCCCUGGCAACCGACAACAAAGGAGAUGAUGAGGAGGCGAGGAGGAGGACGAGGAGGAGGAGCAUCCUGGAUACCGGGGGUGAUAUGAAGGCAAAGCAGAAUGGAAGCAGCCACCAGGAGAGAGUCAGCGACGGCGGCGGCCCUUUUGAAACGUCGCUGUGUGGUCGUGAGGAUGAGGAGUGGCCUUCGUCAAACAACGCCUCAGCAAAUGUUCAACAUUCUGUAAAGGACAAAGAGGACAAUGUGUAAUGUUUUUGUCAUUGUAGGACACACAGGGAUGUGAAGGUGAUCACAUGAUCAGCAGAAUCACAUGACGGCACAUUUCAUAUCAACGUGUUUUAACUGAACCAUUUCCUGUUUACAAACAAAAAGUGAAGAGGAAGAGGAAGGUGUUUAACCACAGCAGGAAGUUCACCGGUUUGCUUUAAAAUGUGUUUUUCAUGUUGUGUUUCACGGCUUUAUCACACAAAGACAAAGACAUGGACUGUAAAUAAGGGAGUGUCAAGUGUGAGUGUUGUCUUUCUUUUAUUAUUAGGGUGUUCGCACAUGUGUUCAUUAAAAUGAAUGGAUGAAAACA
Messenger RNA from Solea solea (common sole), 2968 nucleotides. It is a transcript of the gene trhr2, whose product is annotated as thyrotropin releasing hormone receptor 2. NCBI's taxonomy places the organism in Eukaryota, Metazoa, Chordata, Actinopteri, Pleuronectiformes, Soleidae. Gene Ontology annotation, molecular function: thyrotropin-releasing hormone receptor activity. The coding region runs from base 1303 to 2640 and encodes 445 amino acids. The transcript is spliced from 5 exons. Gene Ontology annotation, biological process: phospholipase C-activating G protein-coupled receptor signaling pathway. The record is from RefSeq and is a predicted model, not a curated record. Gene Ontology annotation, cellular component: membrane.